UUCAAAACAAUACCUAAUGGUCGUACCGAUUGAAUUGGGUCCGACUCGGGCAUACCAAGCCACCCAUCAUCACCGGUUGUCACCCAGAUGCUGUCCAAACGAAUCUCUAUGUUAAUAAAACCAAUUUCGUCACAUCGUCCCCCUAAGCCUAUUUUCAUGCACAAAAGACCCAUGAUGCACGCGCCGAGGCGUGCGAGCCUAAGUCCAUCGGUCACUUCGGGACCUAUAAGAGUCGUCCGUGCGUUGGAGAAUUUGUUUUAUAUUCCAAAACGCUGUUCCCUGUCUCAAUCACGGAAAGAAAAUUUCAACAAAAUGUCUGUACACCGCUUCUACCUUUACCUUUUGCAUUCAAUUUGCCUCCCGUUAGCAUGUUACCAUCAGCUUAGCCCUGUUGAAAACGAACUUCGCGACCUUGUGACCCAAAAUUCCGUUAUAAAACGCGCCGGUAUGACUGCAGUUAUCAAAGGUUUUCGGGACGGCACUAUUGCUACUGUGAAGUGGCCAAAUCUCAUCGAGACUGCCUUCGAGCUCGAUAGAGCAUCAGACGAACUGUUAUGGUACAUACACAUAGUCGAGCAGCUCGACAUAUAUAACAGUAAGUGCAAAUCCCUGCUUCGCAUCUGAAUGCUAUGCUUAUAGGCGUGAAAAGGCAACCCGGAAGUCCGACAUAUUGCGCAGAGCCAAGCU
Molecule: messenger RNA, 687 nt
Organism: Paecilomyces variotii
Lineage: Eukaryota; Fungi; Ascomycota; Eurotiomycetes; Eurotiales; Thermoascaceae
Exons: 1
Coding region: 88-624 (178 amino acids)
Source: RefSeq, a predicted model, not a curated record